UGGCCGCCCGCGACUCCGCCGUCACGUUGAGUUGUUGAACCAGCACUAUAUAUAAUGCACAAACAGUACAACCUCCAAUUCGUACCCAAAGUUCUGAUAUUUUUGUUUUCUGAAAACCCAAUUUCCUCUCUUUCCCAAAACCCAAAAAUUCGUCUUCGACUCUUCGAAUCUAAGAAAUCCAAAAGAUGGCCCGUACGAAGCAGACUGCUCGCAAGUCCACCGGAGGCAAGGCUCCAAGGAAGCAACUUGCCACCAAGGCUGCUCGCAAAUCAGCCCCAACCACCGGAGGCGUGAAGAAGCCUCACAGAUACCGCCCUGGAACUGUUGCCCUCCGUGAAAUCCGCAAGUACCAGAAAAGCACAGAGCUGCUGAUCAGGAAGCUCCCAUUCCAGAGGUUGGUUCGUGAAAUUGCCCAGGACUUCAAAACCGAUUUGCGUUUCCAGAGCCAUGCUGUUUUGGCCCUGCAGGAGGCUGCCGAGGCAUACCUUGUUGGGUUGUUUGAGGACACAAACCUCUGUGCCAUUCAUGCCAAGCGCGUUACGAUCAUGCCCAAGGACAUCCAACUUGCGAGGAGAAUUCGAGGCGAGAGGGCUUAAGAAAGAAUUAGAAGCUACAAUAUGUAAAGGGAGCUUGGUGGGCAAAGCUUUGAUUUGAUUGAAUUGGUCAUGAGUUCAUGAUUAUAGGGCUGGAAUGGUUUUGAUUUUAGGGUUUUUAAAGUUUGUUUGGUUAAUUUGUAAUCUUUAACGAGUACAACACUUGUCUACAUUGGUCACAUUUGUAAUUGUGUUGAACCUCUUCUAAGUUCUAUCUACCUGAUGCAGUUUAUUUUUCAUA
Molecule: messenger RNA, 834 nt
Organism: Prunus persica (peach)
Lineage: Eukaryota; Viridiplantae; Streptophyta; Magnoliopsida; Rosales; Rosaceae
Product: histone H3.3
Exons: 4
Coding region: 186-596 (136 amino acids)
Cellular component (GO): nucleosome
Molecular function (GO): DNA binding; protein heterodimerization activity; structural constituent of chromatin
Source: RefSeq, a predicted model, not a curated record